Molecule: messenger RNA, 2912 nt
Organism: Hermetia illucens (black soldier fly)
Lineage: Eukaryota; Metazoa; Arthropoda; Insecta; Diptera; Stratiomyidae
Product: U3 small nucleolar RNA-associated protein 14 homolog A
Exons: 3
Coding region: 109-2667 (852 amino acids)
Biological process (GO): rRNA processing
Cellular component (GO): nucleolus; small-subunit processome
Source: RefSeq, a predicted model, not a curated record
AAGUCGCACGUGGUUAUCAAACUGACAGUUGACCGCUGGUAUCGCAAAGUGUUUUGGUUGUUUUCGCUGUUCUGUUUCUGUCGGUUCAGGAAUUAAAAAAUUAUCAGCAUGUCGGCUUCUGAAAAUGAGAAUCAAAGCGGUGGAGAAGAAGAGGUGGACCCAGCGGCGCAUAAACAACUGCUGCGUUCAAUUGGCCAGUUAAGUAGAAACCAACACAUACGAAAGCCGACACGCAGUGAACCUGCUUUGGCGCGGGAUGAAUUCCACUUGGUCAAGCCGUUAUCCACCGACGUGCAAACAGUGUCGAUGGGAGAUGUUGUUAAUCUCCUUCGCAAAACUAGUAAACAUAUAGACGCCGGAAAGCAAUUGUCGAAAACGCAGCAUCAGAAAAAGAUUUUACAGAAGCCGCUGGAAAAACCGGUCGCGGAACGGAUCCAAAGAACGAUUGGGUAUGAGAAGGUAAAGAAGGACCUCUCUCGAUGGGAUGCAGUUGUAGAGCGGAAUCGAGUCGCCGAGCAACAGGUUUUCCCGCUUGACUAUGAGGAAGUACAUGCAGAUCUACCGCCUCCGAAGAAACCGCGAGGAACAACUAUCAAAAGUGAUCUCAUGUUGGAGAUGGAAGCCGUUGAAGCCAAGCUUAGGGAGUUGAGAGGAACUCAGCAUACCGACGAUGAUGAAGCCAAACGACAAGAGCGACUAACUCGCGAGGAGCUCAUUGCGCGACGUAAAGAGCUCGCAUAUCUGCGUAUUAAAGAGUCGCAAAAGUCUGCCCGAGCGCGUCAGCGAAAUAAGAUCAAAUCCAAGAAAUUCCACAAGUUCUUGAAGCGUGAAAAACUAAAAGAACAAAUCAAGGAAUUUGAGCUGCUGCAGAAGACAAAUCCUGAAGCUGCACUCGAAAAACUAGAGACCAUUGAGAAGAGUCGCGUGCUGGAACGUGCAAACUUACGCCACAAAAACACUGGAACGUGGGCGAAAAAUUUACAAGUGCGCGCGAAAUAUGAUAAGGAUGUCCGAAAGGAUCUUGCUGAGCAGUUGGCAUUGAGCAGGGAAUUGACGCAGAAGCAAAAAGAUGCAGCGGAGAGUAGUAGCGAUGAUGAGGCAAGCGACGAAAGAAACGGGGCUGACAAAGAGGAGGUCGAUCCGUUCAAUCCUUGGUUUAAAGGAAGCAAGAAAGCUGAACAAGUAGAUGAGGUGGCCGAAUUUUUAGGUGGCUAUCGAAAAUAUUGGACGGAGAGGAAUGCGAACGAGAAGGCACUGGAAGAAUAUCGGGAAGAUUCUGAGGAUGAUUUGGAGCAGAACAGCUUGCAAAAUGGUGAAAACGAACAGCCCGGCUCUGACGCCAGCAACGACGUAGACGAAUCUAAUGAGGCGACAAAUGAGGCUGUGAACUCAAAUAGUGGAUCGGAAAAUGAUAAUGUUAGUGGCAAUAUGGAUCAAAGCAGUGAUUCAGAUUCCGAGUUCUCAGCAGGCGAGCUUGAAAAAUUUAAGGCCAAAUUAAAUUAUCAGAAAAAGAAUGUGGAAAAUUGUCGCGGAAAGUUUACAACUACUGCUUACUCAUCUCCUCCACUCGUUAAUGGAGAACAUGGGAAGUUGAAGAGAAGGAAACAAACUGAAGAGGAAGUAUCGCCACACGCGAAAACAAGAGGAACAUUGAAAAAGAAACGCAAACAACCCAUCGUCGUAACCUCCGCGGGCGGAACUGAUUGGGUUGUUGAAGACAUUGGAGAGACACCAAGUAAAAGUGUUGAUAUAGAUGACAUUUUUGAUGACGCUGAGAAUUUGCUCCAAGAGAAAGUUCAUGAGAAAAUCUGCAAAUUAAGCAAAGAUCUAGAAAAGCGUGAACAAAGAAAACAAAUUAAAAAAGAGAAGAAACAUAAAUCUAAAAGUUCGGAUUUGAGCUUCAAAGUUAAAGCGUCUCAACCUGAAAUAGAUGAAGAACUUUUGGAAACGUCGGCUAAUGGGGAGCCUGUUAUCGAGAAACCGCAAAAUCCACAUCGGCUUGCGAAUUCUAAAGCGGAUAAGCCUUCGAAACAGGAUGAAAUCGAUCCGUCGAAUAUCGCUCAAAUAAAACCAAAAUCCUUGAGGACCGCUCUUCCAGACAUGGUGAAUUCAGAGGAAUUUUUCGAUGAGCACGAUCUAAAUGAAAAAGUACAGAUGACGAUUGCAGAAGCUUUUGAAGAUGAUGAUAUUGUGGCUGAUUUUGAACGGGAUCGUGAAGACGAGCGGAAAAAAACUGCUAACGAAGAUGUCGACUUGACACUACCUGGGUGGGGUUCCUGGGCUGGCUGUGGUAUAUCCAAGGAAAAACAAACGAAACGAUUGAUUUUGAAGUUCCCAAAAGAAGCUCCUCGGAGGGACGAUAAUAAGAAAAAUGUUGUUAUUAAUGAAGACGGGAAUAAGAAGCUGAAACAGCACCUGGUGUCCGACUUACCGUUUCCAUUCAAAAGUGUUCAAGAGUAUGAAGCCAGCAUUCGGGCUCCGAUUGGUCGAUCCUUUGUUCCAGAAACUGCUUUCAGAAUGCUUACACGGCCGGCAACUGUGACGAAGUUAGGCACUGUAAUUGAACCGAUGAACGACGAAUUCUUAGUUAAGGCACCGAAAGCACCUAGGAAUGCUGUAGAUAAGCGAAUUGCAAUUAUGGAAAAGAAUAAAAAGAAGUCAAAAUAGACAAGUGUGGUGUUUUACUCUUACUAGCUUGCUCUUACCAAAUUCACGUGUUAUUAGCUGUAUAUGUGUAUAUUUAAUAGUUAAUUGAAAAUACUCUAAACCUGAUGACUUCAUCCAGUAAAUCCAAAAACCAGUCGCUAUUUUCCUGUAUUGGGGCCAGUGGUUGCCUGGUCGCAUUUUCUAAUAAUUUGCUCGAAUUGUAUCUUAUUAUUGGAAUGUUGUUAAUUACAAUCUGAUAAAUAGGA